Saccoglossus kowalevskii is the source of this 1166-nucleotide messenger RNA. Its product is annotated as betaine--homocysteine S-methyltransferase 1-like. NCBI's taxonomy places the organism in Eukaryota, Metazoa, Hemichordata, Enteropneusta, Harrimaniidae. The record is from RefSeq and is a predicted model, not a curated record. Gene Ontology annotation, molecular function: methyltransferase activity; zinc ion binding.
GUCAUCAGUUACGUCCAGGUAUUCAAGCGAGAAACUACGAGAGUUACUUAUAUACGAACGACUACAUACACUAUUAUCAUUCCGCCAUGUCGAAUAAGGUCAAAGGGCUGCUUGAAAGGCUACAAGAUGACGAAACAGUUAUAGUGGCGGAAGGAUAUAUCUUCCAUUUCGAGAGAAGGGGCUAUCUCAAAGCCGGUCCAUUUGUUCCAGAAGUUAUUUUGGAACACCCAGAAUUGGUCAGAAAUGCCUACCAGGAAUUUGUUCACGCUGGUAGUGAUGUAGUUCUUGCUUUCACGUAUUACGUUAAUCGCGAGAAGAUGCGGUUGAUUGGACGGGAGAAGGAUAUACUAAAGAUGAACAAGGAUGCUCUGCGCAUGGCACGUGAAGUUGCUGAUGAAACAGGGACACUAAUGGCGGGAAAUAUAUGUAAUACCAAUUUAUAUACAGCGGAAAAUACUAAGGAGAAAAACUCGAUCAUUAAGGACAUGUUCAAGGAGCAAAUAGAAUGGGCAGUCGAUGGUGGUGCCGAUUAUAUGGUUGCAGAAACAUUUGUACACUUUGGGGAAGCAGUGAUUGCACUUGAAGCAAUGAACGAAUGUGCGAAAGAUUUACCAAAGGUUAUUGCGUUUUCUCCGGUUGCUACUGUGAAAGACGAGAGCGGACGUUAUUGUACAACCGAUAACGUUCUCUACGAAGAAGCAUGUACAAAGUUACGGGAGGCUGGUGCCGAUGUGGUUGGUCUUAAUUGUGGACGAGGACCAGCGACCAUGAUACCUAUAUUAGAGCAAAUAAGAGAAACAUAUCAGGGUCCAAUGUGUGCGUUGCCAUUGCCGUACAGAACAACAGAGAAAGAACCAUCGUUCAUGCAAUUGACCGAUCCUCAGAACGGUGAGCGAUUAUUUCCCCUCGAUUUGGAAGUAGUAUCAUGUUCACGAAAGGACAUCGCUCAGUUCGGCGAGAAGUGCAAAGAGUUGAACAUCAAGUACGUUGGGCUGUGCUGCGGUAACCUGGCUUGUCAAACUCGUACGUUAGCAGAAACCCUUGGACGCACAGUUCCUGCAAGCCGUUAUAGAGCAGAUAUGUCGUUGCACUGUGUCUUUGGAACAGAUGACAAAGUAGAUAAAAAUAACAAGGAGCACGUGCACUCAAUAAUAGCAAAUAAAUAG